Messenger RNA from Oreochromis niloticus (Nile tilapia), 6841 nucleotides. RefSeq names its product host cell factor C1a (gene hcfc1a). Gene Ontology annotation, molecular function: protein binding; transcription coactivator activity. The coding region runs from base 161 to 5380 and encodes 1739 amino acids. Gene Ontology annotation, cellular component: histone methyltransferase complex. NCBI's taxonomy places the organism in Eukaryota, Metazoa, Chordata, Actinopteri, Cichliformes, Cichlidae. The record is from RefSeq and is a predicted model, not a curated record. The transcript has 28 exons. Gene Ontology annotation, biological process: regulation of DNA-templated transcription; chromatin remodeling.
CGGCCAUUUUUCUUGUGGGAGCUGUAGACUUAGGCCGAUUGUUGAAAAGAUGGCUGCUUCCAGAGACGGCAUGAAACAUAAUAACAUUGUGUUUAUGCUGUUUAACUCAAUUUAGCUCAGUUUUAAGACCGUUGCCGAGCUUGCCUUUGUAUCAGAAGUCAUGUCUGCCCCUGGCUCCGCGGUAUCUGGGACCACGGCGUCGGUUCUGCAGCCGCGAUGGAAACGGGUCCUCGGGUGGUCUGGUCCUGUUCCCCGGCCCAGACAUGGACACAGAGCUGUGGCUAUAAAGGAGCUUAUGGUUGUUUUCGGCGGUGGAAACGAAGGGAUUGUGGAUGAGCUGCAUGUAUACAACACCGCAACAAACCAGUGGUUUAUCCCAGCAGUCCGUGGUGAUAUCCCUCCUGGUUGUGCUGCAUAUGGUUUUGUCUGUGAUGGCACACGGUUGCUGGUAUUUGGUGGAAUGGUGGAGUAUGGAAAGUACAGCAACGAUCUUUAUGAACUACAGGCCAGCAGAUGGGAAUGGAAAAAAUUAAAAGCAAAGAACCCGAAGAAUGGUCCCCCUCCUUGUCCUCGUCUUGGCCAUAGCUUUUCACUGGUUGGCAACAAAUGCUACCUGUUUGGUGGACUCGCCAAUGACAGCGAAGACCCAAAAAACAACAUUCCCAGAUACCUGAAUGAUCUGUACACACUCGAGCUUCGUGCAGGUUCCAGUGUGGUUGGUUGGGAUAUUCCAAUCACAUACGGAGUCCUGCCUCCUCCUCGUGAGAGCCACACUGCUGUGGUAUACACAGAAAAGGCAACCAGGAAGUCGCGCUUAAUAAUCUAUGGAGGAAUGAGUGGUUGCCGUCUUGGAGAUCUAUGGACACUUGAUAUUGAUACCCUGACAUGGAACAAACCAUCAGUAAGCGGCACAGCGCCACUUCCUCGAAGUCUUCACUCUGCUACCACCAUCACAAACAAGAUGUAUGUUUUUGGAGGAUGGGUACCUUUGGUGAUGGAUGAUGUCAAAGUGGCCACACAUGAAAAAGAGUGGAAAUGCACAAACACUCUUGCGUGCUUGAACCUCGACACCAUGUGUUGGGAAACGGUGUUGAUGGAUACUCUUGAAGACAACAUCCCCAGGGCCCGUGCUGGUCACUGUGCUGUGGCUAUCAAUUCCAGGCUUUAUGUAUGGAGUGGCCGUGACGGUUAUCGUAAAGCUUGGAACAACCAAGUCUGUUGUAAAGAUCUAUGGUACCUGGAAACAGAGCGGCCGCAUGCCCCUGCCAGGGUGCAGUUAGUCCGUGCCAACACAAACUCUCUGGAGGUGAGUUGGGGUGCAGUCUCCACAGCUGACACAUACUUGCUGCAGCUGCAGAAGUAUGACAUUCCUGCAACUCCAGCUGCAGCCUCUCCAGCUAUGAGUGCAACCCCAUCGCAGCCCCUUAACUCUCCAAAGAGCCCAGCGCCAGCUGCUGCAGCACCGUCGGCUCAGAGCUUACCACAGACAGCAGUCUUAAAGGUUGCAGCUCAGCAGUCUGCAACAGGCGCAUCUGUUGUCACAGUUCGUCCCAGCCAGCCGGGGAAAUCCCCUGUCACUGUGACAUCCCUUCCUCCAGGUGUUCGAAUGGUAGUUCCAGCCCAGACCACCCAGGGAUCGCCAAUUGGAAGUAGCCCUCAGAUGAGUGGCAUGGCAGCUUUAGCUGCUGCUGCAGCAGCAACUCAGAAGAUCCCGCCCUCUUCGGCAGGAACUGUCCUCAAUGUUCCUGCAGGUGCUACCAUUCUCAAAACAGUGGCAGUUUCUCCCAGCACAACCACAGUGAAAGUGGCUUCUCCAGUCAUGGUCAGUAACCCGGCCACCCGGAUGCUGAAGACUGCCGCUGCCCAAGUGGGCACAGCAACCGCAUCCUCUCCCACCACUACCACCAGACCCAUCAUCACUGUGCACAAGUCUGGUGCAGUCACAGUGGCCCAGCAGGCCCAGGUGGUGACCACUGUGGUGGGAGGAGUCACCAAAACCAUCACCCUGGUCAAGAGCCCCCUGACCAUGGGCAGCAGUGGCACUCUGAUCUCCAACCUUGGCAAGAUGAUGUCUGUGGUACAAACCAAGCCAGUGCAGACAUCAGCUGUCACAGGCCAGGCUUCCACUAACCCUCUCACACAGAUCAUACAGACGAAGGGUCCACUCCCAGCUGGCACAAUCCUGAAGCUGGUGACCUCUGCAGAUGGCAAACCCACAACCAUCAUCACCACCUCUCAGGCUGGAGGCACAGGAAACAAGCCCACUAUCCUCAACAUCAGCGGAGUCUCUCCUACUACCACUAAGCAGGGCACCACCAUCAUUAAGACUAUCCCCAUGUCAGCCAUCAUGACCCAGCCUGGAGCUACAGGUGUAACAAGCAGUGCAGGUAUGAAAACACCCAUUACAAUCCUUACCACAAAGGUGAUGACCACAGGAACUCCUGGGAAAAUCAUCACUGCGGUGCCCAAACUUGCCACUGCAGCUGGCCAGCAGGGACUGACACAGGUGGUUUUGAAGGGUGCUCCCGGGCAACCUGGCACUAUUUUACGCACUGUUCCCAUGAGCACAGUGGGUGGCGUUCGUCUGGUUACACCAGUGACUGUGUCUGCUGUUAAGCCGACUGUCACAACUCUGGUUGUCAAGGGGACUACAGGUGUCACCACUCUCGGCACAGUCACUGGUACCGUUUCUUCUAGUUUGGCGGGAGGCACAGUUGAUAGUUCAAGUGCCUCUCUCGCUACUCCCAUCACCACACUGGGAACCAUUGCUACCCUGUCCAGCCAGGUCAUCAGCCCAACUUCCAUUACAGUUUCAGCUGCUCAGACUAGCCUGACUUCUUCCUCCGCACUGCCCUCUUCUACUAUGACAGUGCAGCAGAACCAGCCCACCCAGGUGACUCUGAUCACAACUCCCAGUGGUGUUGAGGCUCAGCCAGUACAAGAUCUACCAGUAUCCAUCCUGGCUUCACCAACCUCUGAGCAACCCACUUCCACUGAGGCUGGAGCUGCUGGAGAGAGCUCUGGGACUGUCACUCUGGUCUGCUCUAAUCCGCCCUGUGAGACCCACGAAACAGGAACUACGAACACAGCCACCACUUCUUCCGCAACAAUUGGUGCAGGACAGGUCUGCUCUAACCCACCGUGUGAGACCCACGAAACCGGAACCACCAACACAGCCACCACUUCGUCUGCAACAAUUGGAGCAGGGCAGGUCUGCUCUAACCCACCAUGUGAAACCCAUGAAACGGGAACCACCAACACGGCCACCACUUCCUCAGCUACAAUCGGUGCAGGACAGGUCUGCUCGAAUCCGCCCUGCGAGACCCAUGAGACCGGAACUACCAACACAGCCACAACUGCUUCUUCAAACAUGUCUGCGCUACGCGUGUGCUCCAACCCACCGUGUGAGACCCAUGAAACCGGAACAACAAACACGGCUACCACAGCAACGUCUAACAUGGGAGGAGUGCAGCAGGUGUGCUCCAACCCGCCCUGUGAGACCCAUGUGACGGGCACCACCAACACCGCCACACAAGCUUCAUCUAGUAUGAAUGCAAACCAGACAGACACAGUGCAGAGUGUGUGCUCUAAUCCACCCUGCGAAACCCAUGAGACGGGGACCACCAAUUCUCCGUCCACAGCCACCUCGAGCAUGGGAGGAGACCAGACCAGCACAACAACAGCCCUGGUCCAGAGGGUUUGCUCCAACCCUCCCUGUGAAACACACGAGACAGGGACCACCAACACAGCCACAACUGCCACUUGUAGCAUGGAGACGGGUGAAGGCACUGCAACCCAGCAGACAGAAGAAGGAGCAGAAGGUACCAGCAGCACAGAAGAGGCCUCCACCACAGCAACAACUGGCACCACCCAGGGCAGGGCUAUCACUACUGUCACUCAGUCUACACCAGCCCCUGGACCCUCUGUGCCUUCGAUCUCAUCCAUCACAGAGGGAGUAAGCACUGCUGCUAGCUCCACAGAGGAACCCAUGCAGACUGAUGAGGCAGCAUCAGCAGAAGCUGCACCCGCUGAGGAAGGAACUGCAGCAAUGGAGACGCAAGCAGAGGGAGAAGCAGCAGCAGCAACAGCCUUGAACCUUCCUUCAGAGCUGAUGUCUGAGGGCCAGGGAGCCACACUAAUGGUGACGGGGCUGUCGGACGAGGAACUGGCUGUCACUGCAGCAGCAGAGGCGGCUGCACAAGCAGCAGCCACAGAGGAAGCCCAGGCCCUCGCUAUCCAGGCUGUCCUCCAGGCAGCUCAGCAAGCCGUAAUGAAUGAAGGCGAUGCUGCUGGAGAGAACCAGCAACCCACCAACAUCCCCAUCAUGCUGACCCAGCAAGAUCUUGCAGCACUGGUCCAACAGCAGCAACAGUUGCAGGAGGCUCAGGCCGCAGCUCAGCAGGCCACGGUGGACACAAGCUUGCCCACCGAGGGUCUUGCUCCUGCCGACAGCCUCAAUGAUCCGUCUGUUGAGAGCAAUGGGCACAACGAAAUGGCCGCUGCAGUCACUAGUGCUGUGGCUUCUCUCCUGCCACGCACCACAGCUGAGACGCUUGCGCCAUCAAGUACGUUUGCACCUUCUGUAUCUGUGGCAAGUCCAGCUAAGCUGCAAGCAGCAGCCACUCUAGCAGAGGUCGCCAAUGGCAUUGAGGGAGAGAAGCAAGCCCCUCAGCCAGCUCCAGUGAAGCCUGUUGUAAAAAAGGAGAACCAGUGGUUUGAUGUUGGGAUUGUUAAAGUGACAAAUAUGGUUGUCACUCACUACUAUGUGCCAGGAGAUGAUUCUCAAGGAGAUGAUGACUCUGGCAUUAUACCAGACUACAGCCAGAUGAAGAAAAUGGAGUUGCAGCCUGGAACAGCUUACAAGUUCCGUGUUGCUGGAAUCAACGCCUGCGGUCGUGGAGCUUUCUCUGAGAUUUCGGCUUUCAAGACUUGCCUACCAGGCUUCCCGGGGGCACCUUGUGCCAUCAAAAUCAGCAAGAGCCCAGAUGGUGCACACCUAACCUGGGAGCCACCCUCGGUGACGUCAGGAAAGAUCAUAGAGUACUCGGUGUACCUGGCCAUCCAGAGCAACCAAACAGCUGAAGCCAAGGCUUCCACCCCAGCCCAGCUAGCCUUCAUGCGUGUGUAUUGUGGACCCAACCCAUCUUGCUUGGUUCAGUCGUCCAGCCUCUCCAACGCACACAUCGACUACACCACCAAGCCAGCGAUUAUCUUCCGCAUUGCCGCCCGUAACGAGAAGGGCUAUGGUCCUGCCACACAAGUUCGAUGGCUGCAAGAAUCAGGCAAAGAUGCCUCCUCUGCAAAACCGGCCCCCAAAAGACCAGGCACCUCUCCUGAUACUAAGUCUACUGGUCCAAAGAAAGCAAGGACGGACCAGUGAGGUUGCCUGGAGACCCCUCCCAGUCUUUUCUUUUGGUCUUUUUUUUACCCCACUCGCUGUCUUUUUAUCAGGAAGACUGACCUUCACCCUUUCUCCUCUUCAUCCUCAUCCUAAUCUCAUCCUCCAUCCACUUCCCCAAUGUCUCAGACCAAGACGGCAAUGGAGGCAGAACAACCGUAUGAAGCCGAGACGAAAGUCGAUCUGAGAGAUGUUUCUGUAGAUAAAACCCUCCUUCCUCCUCGUUCUGUUGGUCGUACUAUUUUUAGAGCAACACAAACCUAGAAGCACAUUAUCUUUUUCAGUCACAUCCCCUUCCAUCCUUUUAACACCUAUUUUGACUUAUUUCAAUAGUUGGAACAGUAUAGAGAAGCAUUUACAUCUUUCACAAACUGGGAGCCAGCCUGAGCGCAAUGUUACCCUUUCUUUUUUUUUUCUCCUGUGUUUUUGGGGAAUUCUGGGGGGGAUGUAGAGAGAGACUACAUGAAAUGAUGUACAGUGUUGAAAAAGGCUGUGGAAGCAUUAGUAUAGAUGAGAGGAAAAAAAUCGGUAUGGAAACAAAUAAAGCACUUGUCCUCUGUGAAGGAGGACUUUUUUUUUGUUAUUAUUAUUAUUUUGCUCAAAACUAAUUUGCUUCAUUGAGAACCAAGUCUGUACAGUCAUCGUACUGGACUCCAGUCUCCUGGUAAUGUCAUCACUGUGCGCUUUUUACCCCAAGAUGAGGACUGGUGGCCAACAUGUUGGAAGAAUGGCAAAAGGAAGAGAUUUGUAGAGAACGAAUGACAGACUUUGCUAGGACUGAGACUUGCAGCACACAUGGAAAAACAAAAAAUCUUCCCAAAAAAUUAGCAAGCAAUGACGCAGAAGAUCUUUUGUGUAGUUUAUUUUUGUAUUUUUUAAGCUUUUUUUUCCUCCUGUGUGUAUGUGUAUGUUGUGUGCAUUUUUAAGAGAAAAAAAUACAAUUUUUUUAACUGUUGUUCAUCCCAAUAAUUUGUGUUCAUGGGAAGAUGUUGUGGCUAAUGUUGAGGUUGCCACUCUAUUUUAAAAAAAAGAAAUCUUCAGUUGGUCGUAUGUUCUUGUUAACAGAUGGCAAUGAAAGUGAGAAAGACUUUUUGUAUUUGUUCCAAGUAGAAACCGCAGAGGUUAUAGGACUGAAGGGAACUUUUGAUGUGGACCCAGGGAGAGAAGUUUUUACUUUGUUUACUACUCAAUACUUGUGUUGCUUCAUUUGCCAAACAUGGAAUUUCACAAGGGGGAGGAGGGGGGCGGGGCUUAGAAAAGACCAACAUCAGAUCUUUUCCAUCCGUUCCCCUCCCCCUCCUUGAUUUCCCGAUCAGUUGUCCUAUACUUUUUAUGCUUAUGAAUGUGGUGUCCUAAGUUUUAGAAUGGCAAAUUAUCAGUAGAAUUAUUUUCCCUUCCCCUAUUUGAUGUAUGUGAAUCCAUUUAAUAAAUCUUUUGUUCCUU